Messenger RNA from Pedinophyceae sp. YPF-701, 1014 nucleotides. The record is from the annotation of a GenBank genome assembly. NCBI's taxonomy places the organism in Eukaryota, Viridiplantae, Chlorophyta, Pedinophyceae.
AUGGUGGUGACCGCCCUGGUCCGCUCGGCGGCGCGUGCGGCCCGGUGCGCGCCGGAGCCCCACCAGCGGGUCGCCAGGGGCGCCGCGCGCGCGGGCGCGGGCCGGCCGACCAGGCGCUCGCUGUGCGUGCGAGCGGAGGGCCACGCGCGCCCGCCGGCGCACGUCGAGGAGGUCACCAGCACCAAGAACCCGUACGUGAAGCACUGCGUGAAGCUGCGGAGGAACGCGACGUACCGCGCCGACAGCGGCACGGCCCUCCUCACGGGGCUCGCGCCCAUCAGAGAGCUCGCAGCCGCCGGCCUGCUGAACAUCCGCGUCCUCAUCUCGUCGGGCCAGGCCGCCACGGCCGACAUCCCAGCCGCGCAGAGGCUCCAGGUGUCGGACGCGGUGAUGGAGCGGCUGGCGGGCCUCGAGGGCGCUGGCGGGGGCGCGUCGGGCGGGGUCGUGGCCGCCGAGGUCGAGCUGCCGUCGCCCGCGGCGCUCGCGGACCGCCUCCGCGCGCCGCCCCCGCACGGCCUGCCGUCGCACCGCCUGCUCGCGCUCGACUCCGUGCAGGACCCGGGGAACAUGGGGACGCUCCUGCGCACCGCGUGCGGCCUCGGCUGGUCCGGCGCCUUCCUCCUCCCCGGGUGCUGCGACCCGUGGAACGACAAGGCCCUGCGCGCGGCGCGCGGCGCCACGUUCCGCCUGCCCCUGGCGACGGGCGGCUGGGACGAGCUGGAAGCGGUGCUCGGGGGCGACGCGGUGAUGCUGGCAGCGGACGUGCCGCGCGCGGGCGCGGGGGCGGCGCCGUCGCUGCGGGCCGUGGCGGCGGGGUCGGCGCCCGUGUGUCUGGUGCUGGGCAGCGAGGGACAGGGCCUGUCCGAGGCGGGGCGGCGGCGUUGCGCGGCCGUGGGCGUGCCCAUGCUGGGCGACAUGGAGAGCCUGAACGUCGCGGCAGCAGGGGCGAUCCUGAUGCACUCGUUGGGCCCCGUCGGGCUCGCGGGGCUGCGUGGCGCGGGGUCGAAGGCUUGA